UUAAAAUGGGCAACAAAGCUGAAAAUUCUGACACAAAAGACGCUCAAAACAAAACAGCGUUGGACGAUGCGUGGGCGAUCCGGCCCUGUCAUCUGUACAAGGAUGAGUAUGAUGACUGCACGAGUUUCAAGGCACGAUUCCACCAAUACUUCAUAUUCGGCCAGGACAGCGAUUGUUCCCAGUGGCUGACAGACUACAAAAACUGCGAACGCUAUCACCAAUCAAAUGGUAACGACGUGGCGUCCGGUGCGGCUGUCAUCAAAAGCGAGGAGAAACGCCGCCAAACCCGAUUGCGGGCGCAUUUUGCCAACAACACAUGGGAAAAGCGUAAGCAGCCGCCAGCAGAUUGGGCCCAACCUCUGCCAGAAUGGCUGGAAAAGCGCAACGAAAACACGUAUCUGGAGCUGAAACAAAAAGAGCUGUCCGGCCUCAGUGUACCGCAGGAUGAGAAGGGUUCGCUUUGUGCAAUCAUGUGAAAAUAAAUAGAACUGAUAGAUCCUGAAAAGUUA
Messenger RNA from Drosophila persimilis, 509 nucleotides. RefSeq names its product UPF0545 protein C22orf39 homolog. Bases 6 to 476 code for a protein of 156 amino acids. The transcript is spliced from 2 exons. NCBI's taxonomy places the organism in Eukaryota, Metazoa, Arthropoda, Insecta, Diptera, Drosophilidae. The record is from RefSeq and is a predicted model, not a curated record.